AUGUUAGAUACGGGUGUUUCACUAGUGUUAUUCUGGCUUUGUGCUGCAUUUCCGAACGGGUUCAGCGGCGCCGCGCAGAGCGAUUGGAGCAGCAGUGAAGCGAAUUGUGGCAUCGGUCAAUUUUCAUGUGAUGGUCGUUGCGUACCAUUGAAAUGGAAGUGCGACGGUGAACAGGAUUGCGCCGACGGCUCGGACGAGUUGGCCUUUUGUACUUUAGCACGGUGCGGUUCGGACGAGUUCCGCUGCCAGUCUGGACGUUGUCUGCCAAAAGUCUACCUCUGCGAUGGCACCGCGGACUGCGGCAGUAAUGGUGUGGACGAUGAUUCCGAUGAAGAUCCAUCCAUAUGCCUGCAUAAAGCUGUGUGUCCUCCGAAUUUUUACUCGUGCCAGCAUGAGGCUAGGUGCAUACAUCUGUCGCAGUUCUGUAACGGAAUAGUGGAUUGCAACGACCACUCGGAUGAGCACCGUAAAUGCGAAGAUUGGCACAAUAUAACAUGUCACUACGGAGUUGGCUUGACGAUGGACGGUCCUGUUUGCUACUGCCCUACGGAUCAAAUUUCGGUUGGCGACAGAUGCGUGCCAGAGGACAAAUGUGGGCGGAGAUUGAGAGGGCAUACUCCAAUUUGUUCCCAACUGUGUCAAAAUCUUCCCAAUGGUGUUACUGAGUGUGACUGUUUCGAAGAUUUUAAACCAAACGGGAGUUACUGUAAUCCACGGGAUACGGUCGGUAGCUAUGUGACAGUACUUGGUAAUGCGUUUGCGAUGACUUCGUCCGUCAACUGGGAGGAAUUCCCGAUGAGGUUUCAGAGAACAAUAAAUCAAAACAGGAGGUUGUUAACGGCAGCUGCGGACAGUAAAAGAAAUUGGAUCUGUUAUGUGAUGGCAGCAGUUAGAGCGGACCCACUCACUUAUUCAUUCAUGGAAUGUUCUCGUAUCUCAAAAGCUUCGUCGAGAAUUACGAAAACAGACAUUACCGCGAGCUUCCCAUUAGAUGAAGUUCGCGUUAUUCGUCACGAUCCUAAUGGCGACAAUUGGUUAUUUCUUGUUGGUCGCACUCGAAUUGUUAUUUGCAAGAAUGAGAUGCCAAAGAUGGAAAAAUGUCGGAUUGUAGUUGAUGACAUAGACAUUGAGGAUUUCGUCGUAGAUUCUUUCUUUGGAUUGGUUUUCUAUUCGACCGUUGGAAGAAACGCAGGGAUAUGGCAAGUGAGUUUCAAUAAUCGUACGAAAAUCAGCAUGUCUGAUAGGAUUCCGCGAAUGCCAGGAGGAGUGGCGGUGGAUCCAUUUUCACAAACGCUCUACUGUAGCGACCGGUAUUUCGAGCGAAUUUUUGCCGUCGAUUACGGUAGAAAUGGAAGUGUCCGCAGUGUAUUACACGAUAAAAGGCUCAAAUAUUCAACUUCUAUCACAUUCUUUUCGGAUUUUCUGUAUGUGCCUAGCCGAGAUAAACUGAUUAGAGUGGAUACGGUUACUUCACAGUCGGAAUCUAUCGAUUUUCACACCAGUGUUGAUAGUUUCUUUGUGAACCACAAUCUCACCUCAAGAAAAAGUGCUUCCAACUGCUCGAGUUGCGAUGGAAUUUGCGUGGCAGACAAAAACUACUCAGCAUUAUGCCUUUGUCCCGAAGGUCUGGCUAUGGAAGGAGACAAAUGUAUUGUGUCUGGAUCAGUGGAACAUUUAGUACUGUAUUCUCGGCAGUCUCCUAUGUGGAUCCACGGUGUGCAGUUGUUAGUAGACGAGGAAGGAGGGAAACUCAGGGCAGAUUCAUUCAUACCACCAAUCUUUUCGCUGAAAGGGGGCGUCGUAUUCACUGUCGAUCCUGUCCGAGGCGAAAUCUACUAUUACGACGAACUCCAACAUUCUAUAUUCAAGCGAUCUAUUUUUGGUGGAAAUACUACAUUAAUUACUGAUAAAGGUGUUCACCACGUCACUUGCUUGGCGUUCGAUUCGUCAUCACGGAAUUUGUACUACGGCACAAGACCGAACGUUGAACCAGCUGGAAUUACUGUAUUCCGACCGGAUGCACCAGAACUGAGAGCACAAAUAGUGAAAGCUGUAGGAGGAAUACAUUCAAUAUUUGUGGAUUCAAAAUCACGAUAUCUAUUCUACUCAUGUACUACCCAACUUCGCCAGCAUAACAUAAUUAGAGCGCGUUUGGGUGGAAAUGAUCUCGACCCUACAACUCUAGUAAGUUUCUUCUCCUUCAAUCCGAUCGUUAUGACGAUUGAUGUGGCCGCAAGGAAAGUCUACUGGUUGGAUCCAUUCCAGUAUUCUCUGUAUAGAGUUGGCUUCAGAGGAGGCGAGAAGGAGAAGCUUGCUGUCCCCAUUCGUUCGCUACAUUCGAUUGCUGUACUGUCCGGUGAAAUCAUUUGGGCCGAUGAUUAUGGUGUGAACCGCGCAGCACCUAAAAAUGAUGGGGAGUUCGAUGUGAUAUUGAUUGAUUCGUUACCAGUAGCCUCUCAAUUGUAUUUUUUCGAAAAUGCAUCUAUAUCAGUAUCAAAAUGCCUCGAGAAUAAUGGCGGAUGUGAGCAGUUGUGCUAUCCUGUAAAUUGUCCAAACGCUAAAAAUUGCGAUGACAUCUCUCGAAAAUGCGGUUGCGCUGAUGGAUUUAUAGUGGAUAAAACUAAUCCAGAUAAAUGCAGUGCUCUUUCAUCUGGUGCGAGCACAAAAUGCGAUGAAAGUACACAAUUCAAGUGCAAACAUACUGAGACCUGUAUUGCUAGAGAAAAAAUCUGUAAUGGAAAAUGGGAUUGCUACGAUGGAAGCGACGAAGAUUUACGAGGGAUAUGCGCGGGCAACUUCUCUUGCGGACCGGACGAAUUCCGAUGCGACUCAAUGACAUGUAUCCCGGAAUACCUGUUGUGUGAUGGUAGAGCUGACUGUGAGGAUAGAAGUGAUGAGAAAUGGACUGUGUGUAGAGAUCGAGUUCAGAACUGUGCAAAUGGGACUUUUGCCUGUGCUGCCAACAAGCAAUGCCUUCCGGAUAGCUGGCGAUGCGACGGCCGAGUUGACUGCCCUGAUCGAUCUGAUGAGAAAAACUGUGUAGCUCGCGACUGUAAUCCUGUCGAAUUUCAAUGUCUCACUGGACAAUGCAUUCCGUUGCAUUGGGUCUGUGAUGGGCGUGCAAACUGCCGAGAUGGCUCAGACGAAAUGCACUGUCAUGAGGGUUGCCGAACCGGAAGAGAAUUCCGCUGUGAAGCAUCAUCGGCAUGUCUGGAUAUUUCGUUGAAGUGUGAUGGGGUUGUUGACUGUGAAAAUGGCUUCGAUGAAAUGGAUUGCGCUAACAUCACUUCGACGCGGUUUUGCAGAAAACUCAAUGAGUACCUGUGCAAACGUGAGCAGCGCUGCAUUAGGAGAAGUGCUGUUUGUGACGGUACGGUGGAUUGUUCGGAUGGUCAAGAUGAAAUGAAGUGCAAAGGAAAAGCUUGUGGAAUUGGUUUAUUCGCUUGCCGCAGUGGUGACGAAUGCGUUGCGGGACACUUAGAAUGUGAUGGUGUGACUGAUUGUGCGGAUGGAAGUGAUGAGCACGAACAUUGCUCAUUCGACGCCAAAGUCGUUGAAGCCCGCUGUAAAGCACCGGACAUUACGUGUAGAACAUUCACAGGGAUAGUCUGUUUGUCCGCGAGCAAGAUCUGCGAUGGGGUACCGGAUUGCUUCGACGCCAAAGAUGAGGAGUUCUGUGGAUAUGAACAACAGCAAUCCUGCAUCGAUUUGGAAUGUCAGGACGCAUGUUAUGUCCAACCACACGGCGGAACUUACACAACUGUGUGUGGGUGUGCACCUAACAGGACUUUGAAGGUUGAUGGAAGAACGUGCGAAGCAACCCAAAAGCGUCCGUGCGACUUUGGCUCGUGCUCACAACACUGCAUUAUUCAUUCGAACAGAACGUCACACUGUUUCUGCGAGCAUGGGUAUCAAAUGAUGUCAGACGGUUUCACUUGUCGGGCAAUCGAUUCAAGGCGACCGUUUCUGUUGUACAGCGACCGCCACACGCUAAUGUAUUUGCCAUCGGAAGCGGAACGGGCCAUUCCACUUUUGCCACAGUUGGAAAAUGCUGUCUCAUUCGACUAUCUUUACCAUGUAAACGGCACAAUAUCGAUUUUCUGGGCUGACGUCACACUGGACACAAUAUUUCGAGUGGAGGUCACUGGGAAAACUGUUUCGGAUCCUCGUUCAAUAGUGUCCACCGGUUUGUCAACAGUGGAAGGAAUAGCUGUGGAUUGGAUUAGUGAAGUGAUCUAUUGGACCGAUAGUCAUCAUGAUCAUAUACAGGUUGCCAAAAUCGACGGAUCUAUGCGCACUACAGUGAUUAAGGGCGAUAUUCACAAUCCUCGUGAUAUCGUUGUCGAUCCUAGGCAGGGACUCAUGUUUUGGACCGACUGGCAGGAAGAAAAUCCACGUAUAGAGCGAGCCACAAUGGCUGGUAAAAGACGUACUGUUAUUUUCAAGGUGUCUACGAUCAUUAAUGCAGGAUGGCCAAAUGGUUUGGUAUGCGAUAUCAUUGCGAAGAGGAUCUAUUGGGUGGACGCCAAGUCCGAUACGGUGCACACGGUAACGUACGACGGUAGUGAUCAUGUGGAAGUGCUGAGAGAUCACGUGUUUUCAACACACCCAUUCUCAGUAGAUAUAUUCGAAAAUCAUGUCUAUUGGACGGAUUGGAGGAUUAAUGCGAUAGUACGGGCCAACAAAUGGAACGGCUCUUCCAUAGCAGCUGUUUUCCAUACUCCUAUACGUCCAUUCUAUGUGAAGGUCGUACACCGUAGUAAGCAGCCCAGGACGUUACGGAAUCCAUGUGCUAAAAGCAACUGUUCCCACUUGUGCUUAAUCGACGGAUCAGAAGAAUAUUCAUGCCAAUGCCCACAUUUUAUGAGGCUAAAAAAUGGAAGCAGCUCCACAUGUGAAGAAGUGAAAUCUGCUCUAUUGUUAUCCACAAAGAAUACCAUAUACGGUGCUAAUGUUGCCUCAGCCAGCAGCAUAAUAUUCGCUGCCACUGGAUUCCAAGAUAUCAGAGCAAUUGGAGCAAGCAAUGACCAGAUAUUUCUUUACGACGCAUUUGAUGACAUACUUUGGAAGUAUAGCACAGCCGACAGAGAAAAGCGUACAGUGCUCACCGGCGGCCUAUCUGACUGCUAUGGCAUCGCAUUGGAUACGCUGUCAGGCGCAAUUUAUUACACAAGUUCUUCUGAAGAAAAAGCGACCAUCUUUGUCGCGAAUGAUGGCAUUCGACGAUCAAUAAUUGAUUCAUCGAGCAGUAAAGAGCUUAGAAAACCGAAAUAUCUGGUAUUUCUGGAGAACUCUGCUACAUUGCUGUGGCUAGAUGUCGGCUACGUACCGGCAGUCUUUUUUUCAUCGAAAGGAGAUGGCACCAAGCUAACACGAAUAGAUACAGACUCCUUUGAUGAAUUACUCGAUGAUGUUACUGCUAUGACUUAUGACAAACAAGGAAACCGUGUACUCUGGGUGACGACUCGAAAAUCGUUAGUAAUGCAAAUGAACGUUAAAACUUGGAAGGUGACUCCGUUCGUGUUCGCUAAUGAUAGCAGCAUAAACGCGCUGGCUGUGGAUCAAUGGACUGGCGACGUGUUCCUAAUGGUUGAUAAUGUCCUGGUGAAAAAGAAGUAUCGAUCAAAUACUACUGACAUAUGGACUAGUGAAAACGUGACGAAAUUGUCCCCGAGAGAUCCAUUCCGAAUGGCAGCUAUUAUGGAUCGAACUGCAGCACCUAAGUGCGGGUUGAAAACCUGUAAGCAGUUAUGUGUGAGGUCAGCUAAAACUCAGUAUCAGUGUCUAUGCCCCCAAGGAUACGUCAUGAAAGGAGGAAACUGUGAAGUUUCUUCGGAAACGCUACUCAUAGCUGGUGAUAAAUUCUUCGCGACAGCUAAUGGCGCUACUUCGACAUUCCUUUUUCAUCCAGCGGUUGCCUACAAACAGUGGAGGAAAAUAGCAGUUGACCUCAGUAACGAACUAGCCUACUUACUAUCGGAUUUCGAACUAUGGGUGACUCAUUUGAAUGGAUCCUUUGCGGAUCGUGUUUUGAGCAGUGAGGACACCCUUACGGCGGUUACAGUUGAUAGUGUGUCAGGAAAUGUGAUCCUUGGCACCGAAAUUGGAAGACGAACCGGCGAACUGAUUCUUCUCGACCCUAAACGUGUUAAGGAGGACAUGAGAGUCCGUUUAUUAGUAGAAAACGAAGGAUUAAUCAGACAUUUGGAAGUUGACCCUUUGAGAGGGUAUAUUUUCUGGUCCCGAGGGUGCAUCAAAAAGGCCAAAUAUGAUGGUACCAACAUCACAUGUCUUGUCAAUACCACGAUUAAUCAAUUUACUCUGGAUCCACUGAUGCCGAGGCUUUGUUACCUGGAAAAGUCUGGUGAAAUACGUUGUGUGGACUACGACGGGUUGGAUAAUCAGGUGGUGGCAUUCUUCUCUGUAGUCGACAUGGUUCAGUCUGAGAUGGUUAUCGGCAACGAAAAACUUUAUUUAGUGCAGAGAAAACGAAGCGCUUCGAACCUUCUUCUCGUAACAGAAUACAAACGUGAAGCAACCGGAAAUUUCACAGAAGUAUUUUCCUACAACACCACGACAACGCUAAGAUUCCGCGCAGUAGCCGUUUACACUUGGAAGCCUAUCGAUAGUAAUUUAUCCGAAUGUUCCAAGAACAAUGGUGGUUGUUCUCAUUUUUGCGUCUCUACCUCACAGGAAAAUUCUGGCUGCCUAUGCGCUCACGCGUUGCUCCAACCUAAUGGGUCGUGUACCACGAAUCCAUCCUUCAUUUCGUAUUCCUACGGAGGGGUUGUGGAUUUCCUCAGCAUUGCACCGAAUACUACAGUACCUCGUGGCUCUCUUCGGUUUCCAGACAUACCUAGAGGUGUCACUGUGAUAGAAUCGGAUCCAGACCGUAAUCAGCUGAUCUUGGUGGACCGUGCUUCGAAUCGUAUUAUUGUUUUCCGGUUCUCGUCAAACGACUGGUAUUCUGUGGCAGAUGAAGUGGGCGAAGUUGAGGGAAUCUCUCUGGAUGUCAUCAAUCGUGAGCUCUAUUACACCCGCUCAAAUCCGCCCUCUAUAUGGCGACUAAGUAUGUCCGCUGAUGAUCCGUCCAGCUAUCCAGUCGUUCCAACGCGUGUCGCAUUCCUGGGACAAGGCAAUAAACCCAAGGAUAUCGUAGUUCAUUCCUGUAGAAUGUUGAUCUUCUUCACAAAUUCUGGUACAAUCCCGUCUAUAGAGAGAAUGUAUUAUAGUGGGUACAGAAGGGAACGCAUCAUCGAGGACGAAAUCAUCGGCGAAUCGCGCAUAUCAAUCGACUACACAGCAGAGAAACUGUAUUUUGCGGAAAUCAACUCGGCAAAAAUCUACAGAGUGGAUUUUGACGGAAAGCACAAAGAAGUGGUCAUACCUGGGACUCAAAACCGAACUCACCCUCGUCGUCCGUUCGCACUUGCCGUGUACGAUGAUUGGCUGAUCUACAGUAACAUUGGAUCGUAUGUUUCCACACUCGCAUUAGUCAUGGUGGACAAAAUUGAUGGACUAGGUGAACGUGUGGUAGCCGAAACCUCAACACCGGUACAAUACAUAGCCAUAUCGGCAAAAAAUUUCAGAAAAUGUCCCGCGAACGCAUGCGCGUCAUUGCGGUGCAGUGACGAAUGUCGCUUGAGCGCGCAGGGUGAGCCACACUGCACCUGUUAUGGCGAGCGUAAACUUGAAGCGGAUAAUACAACGUGCACUGGAAGUGAAUUCGCCACGAAAUCGUGUGCGGAGAACGAGUUCUUGUGCAAACUCGACCGAAAAUGCAUACCUUACGAAGAGACAUGCGAUAGAUACCCGGAUUGUGCGCAUGCAGAAGACGAGAAUGUGGAUAUCUGUAGUAAGCGCACAUGUCGCCCCGGAUAUUUUAACUGUGGAAGCGGCCUUUGUGUUUCACUGUCGAAAAAAUGUGAUCGCAACAAUGACUGUCUCAAUUUCGCCGAUGAAAUCGAUUGUGAAUGCAAUGAAAAUGAAUUCAGAUGUGAGUCUGGAAUCUGCAUAAGUGCUAACCUCACGUGUGACUUCAAGCCCGACUGUAAUGACGCUAGCGACGAAAAAAAUUGUCCCCCUCGGAACUGUUCGAAUACCACGGAGUUUGAUGUGCCAGGAUUAGUGAACUGUGAGGGAACAACACAAUGUAUUCUUCCGCAGUGGAAAUGCGAUGGUUCGAAUGAUUGCUGGGAUAACUCGGACGAAAAAGACUGCUCAGAAAUUGUACUACCCAUACUUCCUGGGUUGCGACCCUGCUCCUCGGACGAGUUCACUUGUGGUCGAACAAGGUCGUGUCUUCCACGUGGGUGGGUCUGUGACGGACAGAAAGACUGUGCGGACGGCAGCGAUGAGAUGGACUGUGUGAAUUUUUGUCGGAUUGGUGUGGAAUAUACCUGCAUUACUGGCGACUGCAUUCAUAUCGAUAAAAAAUGCAAUGGAGUAAGGGAUUGCCCUCACGGGGAAGACGAGAAAGACUGCGUGAAGCUGGGACAUGAUGACUGCAACAACGGUUCGUUCCAAUGUCGCAAUGGUCGCUGCAUCAGUGCCGGAUGGGUUUGUGAUGGCACCGACGACUGCGCAGAUGCGACUGCGGACGAACUGAGCAGCGACGAGACUAACUGUACAGAUCUGACAGCGGCGUGCACAUCGGACGAGUUCUUUUGUCGUCUGGUAGGGACAAGUUAUCGCACUUGCCUGUCCAUUGUUCACCAGUGCGACGGCUUCACUGAUUGUGUUGGCGGAAUUGACGAGAAUCGCACGGAGUGUGGCCGACCAGAACGAUGUGGGGAGGCAUCAUUCCGUUGUCGCAACGGCCAGUGCAUCCCUAGAGGCUGGAUCUGUAAUGGUCUAGCAGACUGCACUGACGAAAGCGACGAAAGCAAACAGUUGUGCUCGACUAGAUACUCCGAAUGCGCCUUGGAUGAAGUGGCAUGUGUAAAGGGAGAGCGAACAUACUGUGUGUCGCAAGAGAUCAUUUGUGAGCGGAGCCAUGAUUGUGAGAAUCUGAGAUAUUUCACGGAAACAAUGUGUGGCGUGAAUGAGUGCGAGUUCGACCUCUGUGAAGAACAGUGUGUUGACCUGCCGUUUGCGUACCGAUGUGAAUGCAAGCCACCAAAGCUUGUUGAUCCUAAGAAUCCAGCCAGAUGCAUAAUGGGUGAUCAGUGUUCAUUGUCGAACUGCUCCCAAUUUUGCAUCGAGAAAGGCAAUGGCGGCUACGAAUGUGCAUGCGGGAGCGGUUAUUUGCUGGAAGCGGAUAAGCACGGCUGCAAGUUGAAGUCUAGACUAGUACCACCUAUGUUGGUGUCGAUCGCAAGCGACACAAUUCGAAUGAAUUCAUUGAGAGAUUCCACUCAAACGUUACCAAUAAAUACUUCGUCGGGAAGAGUGCUCGCCUAUAGCCCGAGAUCACCUUCCUUCUACUGGAUCGAUGACAGUGAGAUGGUAGGACGUACCUUUACCAAUGGCACUACCGUGAUACUUCGCUCUGCGUCCGUGUACGAUCCGGACGGUAUAGCUGUGGAUGAGAUGUCCGGAAACAUCUACUGGACGUCGAAAUCCAGAAAUGCUAUCAUGAUGUCAGAUGAGAACAAUGUCUACAUCAAGACGGUCUAUCGUCGAGGUCCAAGCGUUCUUCCAUACGCAUUGGCGAUCGAUAGUGCGCACAGAACUAUAUUCUGGAGCGAUGUUGGCAAAAAGCCAAGUUUGAAUAGGAUGUCAAUCAUUGACGACGAUCGAGGAGUAGACGUUGUGUUGGAUUCAUCUCUGAUAAGACCAACUGCUAUGGCCGUAGAUCCGUACGCCAGGAGGUUGUAUUGGAUCGACCAGGGCUUGAAUUAUCUAGGUUUCUGCAGUUACGACGGUGCAAAUCGACAAGUGCUUCAAAGAAAAAUAAGCCGUGGUUUGUAUGGUCUCGACAUAUUCGGUGAUUUCCUGUACUUCUCAGAUUUCACUAAAGGAACCGUCGAAAAAAUGCACAAACUGUUUGGGAAGGACAGAAGCAUUGUAGUUUCUGGAUUCAGCCAUCCCAAAGGCAUACAGAUCGUGCAUCCAGAAAAGUGGCCGAGAAAAAAUGAAAACAAUCCUUGUGAGAAUAACAAGACAUGUAGUCAGAUAUGCGUCCCAACUAAUACCAGACAAGGAUAUCAAUGCCUUUGUCGUGAUGGUAUGAGAUAUGAGGACGGAGCAUGUGUGAGCCUGAUUCAGGAACCGAUGAGAACGCGAGAUAUAGAGUAUGCGACAAUUCGAAACUUUGUCAUUGCAUUGUUAAUUACUUCUGCCCUGGUGAUGCUGUUUUUCCACAAAAAUCGACUCUAUAUGAUUUCCACACCUCCUACUAACUCCUCAUCUUGGCUGGGUGGACAAGAACGAUACCCACUGAAUGAUGUUACUCCGGAUGGAGGUGUAGAAAACCCGGUGUUCGAGUCCAAUGAGGACAUAUUAAUGGGUCCAGAAGUCGCUGUGGACGAAUUGGGCAGAUAA
Messenger RNA from Necator americanus (New World hookworm), 10485 nucleotides. RefSeq lists its product as uncharacterized. The transcript is spliced from 86 exons. Bases 1 to 10485 code for a protein of 3494 amino acids. Gene Ontology annotation, cellular component: plasma membrane; apical plasma membrane; signaling receptor complex. Gene Ontology annotation, molecular function: hormone binding; protein binding; calcium ion binding. Lineage: Eukaryota; Metazoa; Nematoda; Chromadorea; Rhabditida; Ancylostomatidae. The record is from RefSeq and is a predicted model, not a curated record. Gene Ontology annotation, biological process: receptor-mediated endocytosis.